Fundulus heteroclitus (mummichog) is the source of this 4701-nucleotide messenger RNA. It is a transcript of the gene bicd1a, whose product is annotated as bicaudal D homolog 1a. Gene Ontology annotation, biological process: regulation of microtubule cytoskeleton organization; positive regulation of receptor-mediated endocytosis; microtubule anchoring at microtubule organizing center. Gene Ontology annotation, molecular function: dynactin binding; cytoskeletal adaptor activity; dynein complex binding. Lineage: Eukaryota; Metazoa; Chordata; Actinopteri; Cyprinodontiformes; Fundulidae. The transcript has 10 exons. Gene Ontology annotation, cellular component: cytosol; Golgi apparatus. The coding region runs from base 90 to 2894 and encodes 934 amino acids. The record is from RefSeq and is a predicted model, not a curated record.
CUCUCCGGCUCUGCCUCCAUCCGACACGGCGCUGGAUCAGACCUGCAGGGGGGUGGGGGGCAUAAAAACACUCUGCGGAAAGAGGGGCGAUGGCCGCCGGUGGAGGAUGCGGGGAAUCGGUGGAUCAGUACCGGGCCGAGGUGGAGAGGCUGACGCAGGAGCUGGCCGAGGCCAACCGGGAGAAGAUCAGGGCUGCGGAGUGCGGGCUGGCCGUCCUGGAGGAGAACCAGGCGCUGAAGCAGAAAUAUGCAGAGCUGGAAACCGAUCAGGAGACUCUCAGGAAGGAGUUGGAGCAGCUACAGGAGGCGUUCGGCCAGGCCUACACCAACCAGCGCAAGGUGGCAGAGGAUGGGGAGACCAUUGAGGAGACGCUGCUGCAGGAGUCAGCCUCCAAGGAGGCCUACUACAUGGGCCGACUGCUGGAGCUGCAGACGGAGGUGACGCUCAGCCGCUCGGUGGCGUCCAAUGCCCAGGCGGAGAACGAGCGGCUCAACGCACUGCUGCAGGAGCUGCGGGAGAGCAACGAGAUGCUGGAGCUGCAGCGCAGCAGGAUGAGGGAGGAGAUCAAGGAGUACAAGUUCAGAGAGACCAGGCUGCUCCAGGACUACACCGAGUUGGAGGAGGAGAACAUCACCCUGCAGAAACUGGUUUCCACACUCAAGCAGAGCCAGGUGGAGUACGAGGGGCUGAAACAUGAGAUCAAAGUGCUGGAGGAGGAGACCGUGCUUCUCAACAGUCAGCUGGAAGAUGCGUUGCGCCUCAAGGAAAUCUCAGAAGGACAACUGGAGGAGGCCCUGGACGCCCUGAAGACGGAGCGCGAGCAGAAGAACAAUCUGAGGAAGGAGCUGGCCCACCACAUCAGCCUGAGCGACAGCGUCUACGGAGCAGGGGCCCAUCUAGCGCUCACUGUCACCGGAGUUGAGGGUCUGAAGUUCGCAGAGGAGACCAGCGGGACAAACGUUCCCAACGGCAGCGCCAUCCCUGCCGCUAACGGCAACAUGGAGGACAGCAACCGCUGUAACGGCCACCUGCACCACGGCCCAGGGCUGGCCAAGACGAACGGCGAUUACCGAGCGGGCCGGAAGGCAGACGGCCUGGUGCCGGACCUGUUCAGCGAGCUUAACCUGUCCGAGAUGCAGAAGCUGAAGCAGCAGCUGCUGCAGGUGGAGCGGGAGAAGGCGUCUCUGCUCAUGAACCUGCAGGAGUCGCAGACCCAGCUGCAGCACACGCAGGGCGCCCUGACGGAGCAGAACGAGCGCGUCCAUCGCCUCACCGAGCACGUCAACGCCCUGAAGCACCUCAACGCCGACAAAGAGCUCGACGACCCGCAGGAGAGCGAGAAGCCUGACGGCGGCUCCCCGUCGCCGUCUUCCAACAGCCACCACGAUCCCGACAUCCACGGCUUUGAGAUCCUGGAGUGUAAGUACAAGGUGGCGGUGACGGAGGUGAUCGACCUGAAAGCGGAGCUCAAGGCUUUGAAGGAGAAGUACAACCAGGCAGUGGAGGGGCAGGGAGACCGCCACAACGACGACCGAGUCCAGGCGCUGACUGAACAGAUUUCCCAUUUGGAGCGGAGCUGCCGUGAGAGCCGGGAGAGGGCGGCCGGCCUGGAGGCCGAGCUCCGAGCCGCGGCGAACACCGCGACGGAGAGCCAGAGCAUGCUGAACGCGGCGCAGGACGAGCUGGUGACGUUCAGCGAGGAACUGGCGCAGCUCUACCACCACGUCUGUCUCUGCAACAACGAGACUCCAAACCGCGUCAUGCUGGACUACUACCGGCAGAGCCGCAGCACGCGCAGCGGCAGCCUCAAAGGCUCGGAAGAUCCUCGAGCUUUGCUCUCUCCUCGCCUGGCCCGGCGCCUCGCUGCAGCGUCUGCCGCCUGCUCCUCUGAUUCCCUGCGCAGUCCCAUGGACUCCCCCUCCAGAGACGCCCACCACAGCAACGCGGCGAUCAACCCGGCCGACUCGUCGUCUUGCCACAGCAGCCCCAUCCACAACAUCCCCGGAUCUCCAUCCAUCAGCAUAUCCCGCUGCCCGUCUCCGGUGCCCUCAGACUCGGGCGGGGACCUGCGCAGGGAGCCGAUGAACAUCUACAACCUGAACGCCAUCAUCCGAGACCAGAUCAAGCAUCUGCAGAGGGCCGUGGAUCGCUCGCUGCAGCUGUCCAGGCAGAGAGCUGCAGCCAGAGAGCUGGCAACCAUGCUGGACAAGGACAAGGAGUCCUGCAUGGAGGAGAUCCUGAAGCUCAAGUCCCUCCUCAGCACCAAGAGAGAGCAGAUAGCCACGCUGCGGCUGGUCCUCAAGGCAAACAAACAGACAGCGGAGAAUGCCCUGGCCAACCUGAAGAGCAAGUAUGAGAAUGAGAAGGCAAUGGUGACAGAGACCAUGAUGAAGCUGAGGAACGAGCUGAAGGCGCUGAAGGAAGACGCCGCCACCUUCUCCUCUCUCAGGGCCAUGUUCGCCACAAGAUGUGACGAAUAUGUCACCCAGCUGGACGAGAUGCAGAGGCAGCUGGCUGCGGCGGAGGACGAGAAGAAGACGUUGAACUCCCUCCUGCGGAUGGCCAUCCAGCAGAAGCUGGCCCUGACGCAGCGGCUGGAGGACCUGGAGUUUGACCAUGAGCAGAUCCACCGUGGCCGCGGCGCCAAGGUGCCCAAGAUAAAAAGCAGCCCACCCAAAGUAAGUCAUUUUUUUGUAGAUUGUCAGCAGCCUUCUGCCUCAGUACCGACAUUCUCCCCACAACUAAGGCGAGGGAGAGCCUCCCUAGCCCGCAGUCGUAGAUUUUUGGAAGACCUCCAGGAAUACCAAGCGGUCCUGUCCAGCAGUCGCAGCCUUCUCUCCCCAUGCGACCCACGUAGCUGCCUGGCCCACCAGACCCACCCUCCCGGCACCUAACCCUGCCGCCCCCAGCCCAGACCCCCGGCCCUGGUCUGGUAGGAGCCAUGCAGAGGCAGAGACGGUCCUCUUCCCUGGGCCCAGCAGUCCACCGCUCGCCGGACUCUGUCCCCUCACCAAGCUCGACAUGGCCGGCUCUGGCAGGCCCCCUGGCUACCUGGGUCGUAGACGAGACGCAGGACGCGCUCCCGUCUCCUGGAUGUGGCUUCCUGCGGCGGAAACCGUAACGAGAGAACUGAACGCAGGCAGAGAUGCCACAGAUGCUGAACUGGAAUCUUUAGAUUAGUUCACACUGUCAUUUAUGAGUAAUUUAUUGACUACCUGUCGUUUAUUUGUGGGAUUUAUUAUUGCUCGUAUGUUUUCUAUCUUUCUUUUGUCUUCUAUUUUUAUAAGGAUUCAUUCCUGCUGCGGAGAAGAAGCGAUCGGUUUUAGCAGACUCACAACAUGGUCCGUUUUUAUUUAUUUUUUUGUUGUCUUCCAUCAAAAUUCAACAUAAACAGACAUUUGAUCAGACUCUUUCUAGGAAAAAAAAAGCUUGCCUAAUUGAACCAUAUAGCAUUGUUUGAAUAUAACAACCAGAAACCGUAUAGGAAGUUUUCUUUUUAUGAAAUAGCCUUUAGAGACACGGCGUAGGGCAGGUCCAGCAGAGUAACCAGGGGGAAAUCUUCGAGUUCAGCUCUUCUUCUUUUUUCUUGCAAUGCUUGUUUAUGAAUUAUUUUAACACGUUUUGAAGUUAGAUACGUAAAGACUGUUUUAUACCACUUAUUGUUUAUUUAUUGAAGCCUUAUUUUUUACAGCAGCUCCUGGUGAUGUUUGCAGCUCAGUUUGCAGAAACUGAGCAGAAUAGAUGCGUUUGGAUUUUUCCUUUUGAAUUGCACAGGUUUAAAAGACCACAGAGCGAAGGGAUCCUAGGUAGCGUACGGAGAACUCUUCAUGUUGCGUUAAGGUCCCUGUAAUGUACACGUUUGUAUUGUCCUCACUGAGUAUUUAUUGCAGUCGACCACAGCCAUGGUGAUGAUUCUUUUCCCUACUGUGAGGAAAAACGCCGCUGCCGCUUUGCUUAUUGGUUUUCACAGCUGUGUCCCUUUGCUUUUCCCAAUCAGAAUGCAGUACAGUACAAGCACAAUUCUGCACUAUGCAUUAGAGCAAUACAGCAGCAGGGCUAACAGGCUGAUCCGGGGCAAAUCUGCAUUCAAUUGUGGACCGUUUCUGUAAGUAGGCUUCCUGGAACGGUUAAACAAAGCGUUUAACUCAGUGUUCCAGACAGAAGAGGGACGACUUUAUGUGACACAAUUCAAAUAUCGUCUCUGUUUGGACACAGAGAACAUGUUGCAAAUGCUAAAAUGUUUGUAGCGCAUCUUUCUGCACCUUUCCAACAUCCGCAUCUCUUAUGUUAAAGAUCUCCUCGCUGCAUUGACUGUUUAGUUUUGCAUCACGGAGUUAAAACCUUAACCUAAAUAGCCAGAAUGAGUGGUUGUAAUGACUUAAUUUCCUGCUCAGUCUGUUCACUUGUUUUAUUUGUCUUCGUUUAACACCACAGAUAGCUACUUUUGCAACUAUGGAGUGAUGAAAACGUGUGGCUCUGAGGCAGCAGCUGAAUCCGAGCUGGCUCAUUAACCUCUCCUGGUUUGUUUGCACAACAGCAGUGGACGGAGGCAGAGAGAGAGACUCAUCGUAUCCCUAAAAACAAGCCGUGGUUUGACUGGAGGACUUGCAGUAUGCUGGAAUAUAGCGGGUUUUAUAGUUUCUCCACCAUUUGAGACAGUGUUAAACUGGUUACACAAACAAAUAAAAGAUUUGUCCUUUG